AGUUAAUCGUCGCAGAGCCUCAGAAGCGAUGUGUAAGUUACCCGUCAUAGCCGUUACCAGUACGCGUUAGAACAUCCAACUUUUCUCCGCCCGCCAUCUGCCACUGGCUGCCAGCCAUGUGCCGUGCCCCGCAGCGCCUAGGCCGGUUGCGGCUUGCAGCUAGCUCCCAGCUGUGCCCAGUUGCCCUCGGUGGUCCCCAAGUGCGGCGAUGGCGGUGAUGCAGCUGAGCCUCAAUUUUUGUGGGUGGUGUAAUAUAUUUCAAUACAUGUAUAUACCGUACAGAACCAGUACGCGGCCUCCGUUGUCCGUCUCCGUCCUGCCAGUAUCACCAACCACACCAACCACACCCACAAACAACAUCCACAACAUCCACCACAACCUCCAAACAUCCCAUGCCCAGCAUCGCUAUCCCAAUUCCCCCGCGCCUGUGCCGUGCCUGUAUUGUGUCUUUCUUCCAUACAAUCUCCCAACCAAUUCGUGGUUUGCUUCGUCCCCCUACUACUGGCGCUGAGUGCACCACAGCCAGCCCCUUUGUGCGCUAACUACUCUGCUCUGCCCUCGCUCUCGCCCUCGUUCUCAUCUCCCCCCUCUGUGCCACCCUCUGCUGGCUGGUCUUCCUUGCUCUCCCUCCCAUAUCUCUCCCUCUGGAGAUGGUGCUGCGUCCCAUUGCUCUCCAACUAUAUACCUCUCAUCAGCGGAACUACUGAACUCUGGGCUCUGCCAUCCCACCCGACUGGACCGACCCCCCUGGAUGCCUUUCUUCCCACGUCUCUCUGUCUGCCAGUCCCCGUGACCGCCCAACUCAGCCUCAAGGUUCCUCCUUCUCCUCCUCCUCCUCCUCCUCCUCCGCCGCCGCCGCCCGCCGUUCUCCUGUCAAGUUCUCCUCGCCGACCCGACCAGACAACAAGCGGCGCUAUCCCCAGAUCGCCCUAACUUCUUCACACUUGCAUACACCUUUUUGCCUUUCUUCUUUCUCCUCGGGUCUCUUGUUCUUCCUGCUCUUCUUUCCUUUUCGUCUUCUUUUUCCUCCUUCGUCUAAUUAAUAUUAUCUAUGGACACAUCCCUCUUACUUCUUCCAGCCUUCAGCCGCUUCCACCUAUCCUGGCUGGUUAAUCCUCCCACCACCGCCUAGCCCAACCCAUAGACGAGGGCGAAAACCAGAAAAAAAAGUCCCGGAAUUCCCUCAGCUUGCGCCACACUGCCACCGCUGGUUUCAUGCGCUUCCACCCACCCACCCUAUCAACCCACCCACCGUCCCAAAAUCCAGUCUAGUUGAAGAGUUCCUGUGCUCUUGAUUUCCCGCUCGUGUUGUCGCCCUCGAGAGCGUGAAUUCUCAUCGACAUCCCGUCUUGCACGGUUCUCGCGCUCAAAGCCACAUAUUCAUGGAUGGUCCUGUUCAUCCAAGUUCGGACCCAAUCACCUUCCACAACCCUCUCUCUCGAACAUCCACAUCAAAAAAUCCUGUCGUAUCGUCUUCAUCUUCCACCGUGGCCAAACAAGGCCCCAUAUCGUUCCUAAAAUCUGCGGAACCAAAGGUUUCAUCUAGUCUAAGCUCGAUUGCCAGCGCGGGACUGCGCACUUCACCCUCCCCAAUCAUGGCCACGACCUCACGGCUCUCGCCGCAACCAGCGACAGCCAGUGACAUGAAUCGUCGUGACGGAUCGCGAGAGCGCGCUUCUGUCCAACAGACUAGCCAACAGAAUCCCAGAGAUGCCGGAAGCUCCAACGCAAAUGCGCCAACCGAAAUCAGAGACAACGCCCAUGAUUCGGCGACCUCGGCAUCAACGGAGCCCGUGGUCGUUGCUCAGAAAUCGGUUCAUAUAUCUGCGAACGACCCAAGGACGGAUAGUCAUAUACGACGGGCAAGCCCAGCCGGUGUGUCGGACACUUAUGAUGGAGGAGAAAGUAUGGGCACGACCACCACUUUGAUGAACAGCAGAACUGUUGCCAGUCCUGGCCCUAUUGAGGAACCCAAUCUCAUGGAAAACGAGCGGUCGCGCCGCAGAGAGGAAGAUAUCAUGAUGGAAGAGGGGAACAAAGCUUUCUCCUACCCAGUCCCGAUGCCCGCAUCAAGCAUUAACGAUUCCCGACGGGGAAUGAGCUUGCCACAUGCUGGCUUUAACAAAGGAAGUCCACGUUCUCCAUCCGCGAAGAAACAUAGAUGUCACCACUGCGCAACGGAAUUUACUCGCCACCAUAAUUUGAAGAGCCACCUACUCACCCAUAGUCAGGAGAAGCCAUAUGUUUGCCAGACGUGUCAAUCUCGGUUCCGGCGAUUACACGACCUGAAGCGCCAUACAAAACUUCACACUGGAGAGCGUCCACAUAUCUGCCCGAAGUGUGGACGCCGAUUUGCUCGAGGUGAUGCAUUAGCGCGGCAUAACAAGGGCCAAGGCGGUUGCGCAGGGAGACGUUCUAGUCUAGGUAGUUUCCUUGGGGAUGAGGAAUACGGCGAUGGAGGCGGCCCUGUUGGAGAAGAUGGAAUGGAAGGCCUUAUGUACACCGAGCCAGACCGCAUGGAUGAAGAGGAGGAGAAGCGCAUGAACAUGCCCAGUAUUAAAAAACACAAUCCUCCAGAUUCUAUGCAACGGACAUCAAGCACAGGUGGUGGGCACGUAACUUUCCAAUCCCACCAAUCUAGCACUUACCCGCCAUUAGCAGCCGGGAGACCCUCUCAAGGUAGCCUCUUCCCACCCGUUACUAGCCACCCCGGCUCCAGCUCAUCCCCUUCCCCUAUCUCACAAUCCGGGAACGUCUCCUUCCCUCCCGGAGGCUCCAAUAGCUCUUCAUUAGCUUUUAAUACCCAACAACCACAACCGCAAGGCCACUCAAGCUCUGUUUUCGCACAUAACAAUAUCUCGGAAAGCCCCAAGCCGCUAUCACCAAACGUCAUGCCCACACGUCAACUAAGCCAUGGGUCGGAUCAUAGUGGGCAACAGCAUUCGCGUGGUGGAGGCCUUUCGCCGAGUUUGAAACCCCAAUACCAGCCGCAACAACAACAGCAACAACAGCAGCAAUUUGGCCGAAACGGUGCCCCCGGGACAAGCAGCGGGCCAGCACAGAUUCUCCCCGCACCGCAACCCGGUGCACCGCAACUCCCACUGCCGCACAGCCUUAAUAACCCAGACACGCGGUUCCCGCUGCACAGUCCCAACCCCAGUCAAUCGCAAUCACAGUCACAACAGAGCCUUCACUUGCCAUCCCAUCACCACCACCAUAGCCACAGCCACAGUCACAACAACAGCAUCAAUGCAAGCCCGAAUCUAAGCACCCUCGAUAAUAACGCUAAUAAUAAUAACAACCUCUUCUCCCGACAACGACAGUUAUCAUCAUCAUCGCACCACUCCAACGCCGGCGGCGGUUCUGCACCUCCUCCAGAUAGGGUAUGGUCAUACGUACGUUCGCUGGAAGACCGCUUGAGUGGCCUAGAAGAAGAACUCGUACGGUUGCGGGAGCAGCUUGCUGCACCUAGCAGCGGUAAUACUGGUGUUGGUGCUGGGAAUGUUGCCAAUGGUGCGUAGGAUAUGGACUGCAUGAUUAGAUUUUUUGGAUGAGGUGGAAAUUGGGGUAGGGGUAGAGGGAAAGGUUUAAUGAGCUACCUGUCACAUAUUAUUCGUAUUAUUAUCAUGUCUGCCCUGUUCGUCUGCGGGAUGUUCUUUUUCUUUUUCUUUUUUUUCCCUCAUACAUUCUGUUUAUUCAUCAAUCUACUUACCUAUCUUGUUUAUUGAAAACUACGACUUCACUUUUUCUCUGUGUUUUAUUUUCUUCAUUCCCUUUUUUUGGACAUGUGUGAAAGAGUACAAAACUUCUUUUGAUCCUCCUCCCCUUUCCCUCCCUCUCUUCUCUUUGCCUUUUCUUUGAUACAAGCGCUGUGGUAGCUGGUUGGUUAAGAGGCGGCAAGCCGAUAUGCGUUCUUCAUUUUCAUUUUCAAUUUUUCUUUUAGUUUGAUUUUGUAUUAGCGUAUCUUUUUUUUAUAACUUUCAUAUACUUUUCCCCCUCGUUUCUUUCUCAUUAUCAUCGUCCUGUCCUCCUCGUCACCCACCCACUGAGCACCCUCAAUUCUAUGCUUCCACUCCCUUUGCUUCUUUCAUCUGUUCUUCGCUGCCAUUUAUUUAUUUCUCUCACCCUUUUCUUGAUUCUUGUUGGCUUGUUUUGAUAGCAUGGAGGCUCGACUGGGGGAGCUGUUCCUCUCUUUUCUCUUUCGAUUUUGUCCUCUUCUUCAUUCCCUCCACCUCAUUAUCACCUCUUCUCCAAACUUAUUUACAUGUAAUUGGGUAUCAAUAUGCACGACCCUUAUACCCUGUAACACCCUUUUUCUCUCCUUUGCGAUACUUCUACAAAAAUUCAACUACAACUAUUUUUACCCCUUGUCUCUCUUUCCUCCCCCUUUUGUAUCUUUUUCCCUAUUUACAUUUACUUUUUAUAUACCACUCACACUAUACCCUUUCGUAUCUCUUCUCUCAUUUUGCCAUUCUCUUCUUCAUUUUCUUCGAAGCUAUUAUUUUCUUUUCUUUAUCCUCUCUACAAAUCUUCUCUCAUCUCAAUUGGGUGGCCGUCUUCUUUUCUCGUUCUAGCAUGAGUUGUUUAGUGUUAUGUAUAAAUGCAAUCCUUGUCUUAUUUCACCGUCAACGAUUUUCAGGGGGAGAUUGACAGCUACCCAUUCUCUCAGUGUAUGUAUGGCCUUUCUUUUAUUUAUUUAUUUAAUUUAUUUAUCUAUUAUUUUAUCUAUCUAUCUAUCUAUUUAUUUAUCUAUUAUUUUAUUUUAUUUUAUUUUUAUUUUU
This is a messenger RNA of Blastomyces dermatitidis ER-3, 4781 nucleotides long. Its product is annotated as NSDC protein. The coding region runs from base 1383 to 3521 and encodes 712 amino acids. Lineage: Eukaryota; Fungi; Ascomycota; Eurotiomycetes; Onygenales; Ajellomycetaceae. The record is from RefSeq and is a predicted model, not a curated record. The transcript has 2 exons. Gene Ontology annotation, molecular function: RNA polymerase II cis-regulatory region sequence-specific DNA binding; DNA-binding transcription factor activity, RNA polymerase II-specific. Gene Ontology annotation, cellular component: nucleus. Gene Ontology annotation, biological process: regulation of transcription by RNA polymerase II.